AUGCGUGCUCUUGAAAUGACACAAAAUGAUCCUGAACUCUCCGGCUUGACAUUGAUACAGGCACCCUUAGUUGAUCAUAUACCAAGUCCUUUUGAAUGUGCAUCAGUUGUUUUUUUGGCAAGUGAAUGUGCAUCAGUUGUUUUUUUGGAGGAUGGAUCAAAGGGAUUGGGUGUUGAAAGUACCAAAAAGAUUUUGUCAGUAUUGCAGAAAAAUGCAAUGAGGAAAGGGUUAUAUUAUGGAGAGCCAAUGGAGGCAAUUGAAUUUCCCCUUUUCCCAUCAAAGGGUUUGAGGUUGAGGAGAAAGAUUCAGGAUUGGUUGAAAGAGUUCCAAAAACUUCCUUAUGUAUCACCCUAUGAAGAUAAUUCACAUUUAGAUCCUAACAGUGAUAUUGGAGAGAAAAGAGUUGUGGGUUUGCUUCACGAAUUUCUUUCUUUGUUUGUUGAGCAUUCAGUUGAAAGGAAGAAGCUUUUGUGCCUUAAGAAGUAUUUUGAGUUGCCCCAGAAGGUGCAUAAGGCAUUUGAAAGGCAUCCCCACAUGUUUUACUUGUCUUUCAGGAACAAGACUUGCACAACAAUUCUUAAGGAGGCAUAUGGUGAUGAUGAACUGGCUAUGGAGAGGCAUCCAAUGGCGAUGAUCAGGAAGAAGUACAUUAAGUUGAUGAAGGAAUCAGAGGUGAUUUUGAAGAGGAGAAGAGCAAACAAUCCAUUUCUUGAAUAUAAGAAGUUGGAUUUUGAAAUGGAUUCUGUCAAUGAAGAAAGAAGAGAAGAGGAGAAACAGUAGGGUUUCAGGCAGACUGGUAGAGACUAAUUAGAGUCUGACAAAUUGGAACUAAUGAGGGAGAGGAUGAUAAAAGUGCAUGAGCUUUUUCAUGAGACAGGCUCCAGAGUUUGUCAUAGUUAUGAUUCCCAGGGUUGGCAGGAAACCUUUUUUUCCUUAUUUCAUUAAUGAAAGUACUCGUGCAAACUGCUUUGCUUGCAAAAAUGGGGUAGGAUAUUCAGGCUAGAUGCACUUUUACAACUGCAAUAUCCACAUUUGCAAUGAAGAGAAGGGAUCAGGUGCCCGCCCUUUAAAUGGUACAAAAUGAUUCUGAACUCACCAGCUUGACAUCGAUACAGGCACCCCUAGUCAAUGUAGAGAUCAGAGGAGUGCCAGCACUUAAAUUUUUGGGAGACAUCAUAUGGAAAUGAGCUCUGAAGAGCAAUAUUAGAAAUGCAGAGAGCCUCCUCCAUCUUUGUGGUCGGCUUGCAUACACUUGGAGGAGCAGCUAAGUUACCAAACAAAAUAGGAAUAGUCAUUCAUUGGCAAACAAGAUAGUUCCAUUACAGCUUUUAACAAAAUUUACAUAAGAAGAAACCAUUUCGUUGAGUGGCAAUUACAGGAUACAGAAGAUGAAGCCCCUAAUAAUCAAGAAGCCAUAUAGGGAAGGUAACGGUUGCAUGUUAAGUUUUUCCAUAUUAACAUGGUUCUUGUUGCAUAUACAUGAAGUUUGUAUUUGUUCUUUUCAAGUCAGUUAGAUUUCUCAUGUAAUAGUUCCAUUUUUUAAAGUUUGUACUAAUUAAUAUAGUAUCAUAUAAGGAGCGGUUAGCCAUUGCACA
This is a messenger RNA of Manihot esculenta (cassava), 1595 nucleotides long. Its product is annotated as protein WHAT'S THIS FACTOR 9, mitochondrial-like. Bases 1 to 780 code for a protein of 259 amino acids. Gene Ontology annotation, molecular function: RNA binding. Lineage: Eukaryota; Viridiplantae; Streptophyta; Magnoliopsida; Malpighiales; Euphorbiaceae. The record is from RefSeq and is a predicted model, not a curated record. The transcript has 5 exons.